Centropristis striata (black sea bass) is the source of this 2371-nucleotide messenger RNA. RefSeq names its product intermediate filament protein ON3-like. Gene Ontology annotation, molecular function: structural constituent of skin epidermis. The transcript is spliced from 8 exons. Gene Ontology annotation, biological process: intermediate filament organization; keratinization. Gene Ontology annotation, cellular component: keratin filament. Bases 128 to 1768 code for a protein of 546 amino acids. The record is from RefSeq and is a predicted model, not a curated record. Lineage: Eukaryota; Metazoa; Chordata; Actinopteri; Perciformes; Serranidae.
UUUCUAUCCACUCUGGUCUCUCCCCUCCGCCUGCCUGCCUGCCUGCCUGCCUCACCACCAGAGCCAUUCGGUCUGACCUUCCCAGACGUAUUUCAUCCAAAAGAGAAAAACUCCUCCAGAUUUCAGAAUGAGCAAUUACAGGUCCACCUCUUACAGUGUUAAGAGUUCUUCUGCUCCAAGGAGCUACAGCAGUUUUUCCUACGCCGGACCGAGCAGUACGUCUUCCCGCAAGAGCUACAGUGUCAAGAGUUCCUUUGGAGGAGGCAACAGGUCAGGCUAUGGAGGUGGUAUCGUCAGCUCCAAUGCCUUUGGCCUGGGCUCAAGCAUGGGUGGCGGUGGUAGUAUGGGAAUGGGUGGUGGUAUGGGAAUGAGUGGUGGUAUGGGAAUGGGUGGUGGUAUGGGUGGUGGUUACGGCAUGGGUCAGGCCCCUAUCACGGCCGUUACUGUGAACAAGAGCCUGCUGGCCCCCUUGAACCUGGAGAUCGACCCCAACAUCCAAGUUGUCCGCACCCAGGAGAAGGAGCAGAUCAAGACCCUCAACAACCGCUUUGCUUCCUUCAUCGACAAGGUCCGCUUCCUGGAGCAGCAGAACAAAAUGCUGGAGACCAAGUGGAACCUGCUGCAAGGACAGACCACCACCCGCUCCAACAUUGACGCCAUGUUUGAGGCCUACAUCAGCAAUCUGCGCAGACAGCUCGACAGCCUAGGCAAUGACAAGAUGAAGCUGGAGGCCGACCUGCACAACAUGCAGGGCCUGGUGGAGGACUUCAAGAACAAGUAUGAAGAUGAGAUCAACAAGCGCACAGAGUGUGAGAACGACUUCGUCCUCAUCAAGAAGGAUGUCGAUGAGGCCUACAUGAAUAAGGUUGAGCUGGAGGCCAAGCUGGAGAGUCUGACAGACGAGAUCAACUUCCUCAGGUCGAUCUAUGAGGAGGAACUUCGUGAGCUCCAGGGACAGAUCAAGGACACCUCAGUCAUCGUGGAGAUGGACAACAGCCGCAACCUGGACAUGGACUCCAUCGUGGCUGAAGUCAGGGCUCAGUAUGAGGACAUCGCCAACCGCAGCCGUGCCGAGGCAGAGUCAUGGUACAAGACCAAGUAUGAGGAGAUGCAGACAUCCGCUACCAGAUAUGGAGAUGACCUGAGAGCUACCAAGACAGAGAUCGCAGACCUCAACCGCAUGAUCCAGAGACUGACAUCAGAGAUUGAUGCCGUUAAGGGACAGCGUGCCAACCUGGAGGCCCAGAUCGCUGAGGCUGAGGAGCGCGGUGAGAUGGCAGUGAAGGACGCCAAGGCCCGCAUCAGGGACCUGGAGGAAGCCCUACAGAGAGCCAAACAGGACAUGGCCCGCCAGAUCAGAGAGUACCAGGACCUGAUGAACGUCAAGCUGGCUCUGGACAUUGAGAUCGCCACAUACAGGAAGCUGCUGGAGGGAGAGGAGGACAGACUGGCCAACGGCAUCAAGGCUAUCAACAUUUCCCAACAGAGCACAAGCUACAGCAGUUUCCCCAUGGACAGCAUGAAGAGCAGCUACUCAAGCGGCUACUCCAGCGGAUACGGCGGCGGAUACGGAAGUGGAAGCGGAUACAGCAGUAGCGGUGGCGCAUACAGCAGCGGCGGCGCAUACAGCAGCGGCGGCGGCUUCAGCACCGGCAGCAGCGGCGGCGGCAGCACCAUCACCACCCAGAAGAAGAACGUUGUUAUCAAGAUGAUCGAGACCAGAGACGGCAAAGUGGUUUCUGAGUCGUCUGAGGUCAUUGAGGAUUGAGCUGUGUAGUUUAGCGGUGUAGCUAGCUGUCUGCUAUGAUCUCCUCUGCCUCUCUGGUAGUUUUAUACUUACAGUUCACCCCCCUCCCUCCAACUAUGAAGUAAAAUGCUUGCCAGCCACUCUCCAAUAGAGCCUAAAACAUUUUUAUGAAGCAAUAAAUGAUCCUAACACUACCAAAGAUCUGAAAGGGACCAAAGAAUUUAUACUGUAUGUCUGAUGUCUGACUGUCUGUACUAAAAAGUAGUUUUGUCUCAGAGGGUGAGAUAAAACCUGGGCAAAUUGCAACUAUGAAGUAAAAAAUAUAUAACACUCCCUUGAAAUCUAUGCAACAGCUAUUCCAUCCAUGAAGGGUUGUGUCGUUCCAAACGGUGUUGCAUAGACAGUGGUGUGGUCAAAGGAAUGUGAAUGUACUGAAACAGUGCUUCAGCGUCGUUGGUCAACUAAUGUCUUAAAUUGCCUGCGAUAGAAGGUAGUGCAUGUCUUCCCUGUGCGUGUCCUGUAACUGAAACUGUUCGACCCCUUAGGAGGCGGCCCACAUCAUCCUGUUGUCCUGAGGUGCUGUUUUUGCUACCAAACAAAUAAAAUGUGUUUACUGAAAGACAA